AUGUAUUACUUGAAUUGCCUCAACUUUCUACCCACAUACAACGUAUUCAAGUGGCUUAACGAGCCAAGUUAUGUUUGGAAGAUAGUUUUCCUUUGUUGUUUGGCGAACUUCAUUAACGCAGCUGAUCGAGUUAUCAUGCCUAUUGUUAUAAUUCCCAUAUCGAAUCACUUUGGCUGGAAUCUUCACCAAUAUGGAUUAGUUCUGAGUUCGUUUUCUGUAGGCUAUCUUGGAAGUAUGAUUAUAGGUGAAAGAGCAGCAAGACGAUAUGGUGGAGGUCUGAUCCUUAGUUUUGCCAUCGCAUUCUGGUCAUUGUCAUCCCUCCUCACUCCAUUCUUUGCUCACUCUGUUCGCUCUCUGAUAACUGUGCGUAUACUACUUGGCUUAAGAGAAGGAAUAGGUCUUCCUACGGUAUUCCACAUAUUUUCUUAUGUUGUGCCUGUUGAAGAACGCAGUCGAUCUUUCAGUUAUAUGGUCACAUUUGGUGCUGUUGGUCAAACAGUAGCUACCUUGGUUUGCCCUCAUUUAAUUUGGUCUCAUUCGUUUUUCAUAUUUGGUUUUAUUGGUCUUGUGUGGAUUUGUUUCUGGAUCCCUGUCUUUAACGUUGUUAGAAGAGCUGAGUCACGAAUUGAGUUGCCUGCUCAACAAUCUCAGCCUUCCAAACCAUCUCUUCGUUGGACUGAAUUCGUUUCACACUGGCCAUUAUGGGCAAUUUACAUUGCUCAUUUCAGUAUGAACUGGUCAAAUUAUAUUGUAAUGCUAUGGUUACCGACCUACUUAGUCCGUUAUUUGGGAGCUACUGAAUAUGCCAUAAUGCUAACAGCUAUACCUUAUAUAUGUAAUUGUAUUGGGAGUGUUAUCGCCGGACGGCUAGCGAAUUACUUAACUAAACGGCAGUUCACUGUACUAACUGUUCGACGCUUAAUGUCAUCUAUUGGUCUUCUUGGUCCAGGUGUGGUACUUUUUUUGUUUUCCCUAUCAAGCAGUGUAACAUCAGCUAUUGUCCUGAUUUCUGUGUCUAUGACAUUUUCCGCCUUCAAUUCUGCUGGACAUUUAUGUAAUCAUGUAGAGGUUGCACCUAAUCAUGCAGGCACCACAUUUAUCAUAAGCAAUAUUUUGGCUACUAUACCUGGAAUAGUAUGUGGUCCACUGACUGCCGAAUUAGUUAUCACAUCUGGUGGAAGGUGGUUUCCUGUAUUCAUACUAGCUGGUUUUAUAAAUGUAGUUGGUGCUGUUGUGUACAUUAGCCAGAGUUCUACAACGCAAGUAUUGUAA
Messenger RNA from Schistosoma curassoni, 1272 nucleotides. Lineage: Eukaryota; Metazoa; Platyhelminthes; Trematoda; Strigeidida; Schistosomatidae. The record is from the annotation of a GenBank genome assembly.